This is a messenger RNA of Neodiprion fabricii, 3563 nucleotides long. It is a transcript of the gene fbl, whose product is annotated as pantothenate kinase 3. The record is from RefSeq and is a predicted model, not a curated record. The transcript has 10 exons. Gene Ontology annotation, biological process: coenzyme A biosynthetic process. Gene Ontology annotation, cellular component: cytosol; nucleus. Lineage: Eukaryota; Metazoa; Arthropoda; Insecta; Hymenoptera; Diprionidae. Gene Ontology annotation, molecular function: ATP binding; pantothenate kinase activity. The coding region runs from base 1146 to 2240 and encodes 364 amino acids.
AUUUGAAACAAAAAAGAAGACAAACUUUCAAGGCUUUGACAAAAUUUGAUAAUUUGACGAAAACAGAAGUGUAGGGGUCGAAAAAAACGAAAAAAAUUGGCUCGGAUUAACAUACAAAUUUUUAGUUGCUCUAAGAAUUUGUUAAAUUACUUUUAUUUUAUCAAGAUUUUGUUAAUAUAAUUAACAAUUGUAAACGUAGACUGCCAAGUUAAUGAUAACAUAACGAGACGAGCGACGAAAUAUCUUGCAAUGAUGUAGAAUAAUGAGAAGUGGUUACGAGUGGUGUAGUGCGGGAUUUUUGUUUAUAUCAUAACAAAAAAAAAAAAAAUACGACCCGCAGUUCUAAAGUUUAAACAAGGUGCCGGGGAGUGCGCAUGCCUCGUAAAUCACGCGGUGAGCUAGUGAUGCGCACGCAGCUGAUUUCGGCACUCGUAUCUCACGUAACUUACGCACGCCUCGUGUGUUCGUGUGGGUUUUAAUGGGCGCCGGAGCAGGCACGUCGCGUCCGUCGCGUUAAGUAUUCUCAAUCAAUUCGCUAUUGGCAGCUAGCGAUCCGGUGAUCUGGUGACUGGUCGUCAACCAAUCAUGAUCAAACUGAAUCCUCUAUCAAAAUACGUUUGUGAAUUGCACAGCGUUGAUUGACACGUCGUAUGUGUAUAGUAUCAUAUGCAGUGCUGUUACGACCUUUGGCACGACGUCAGGUGCGAGUAUGUGAUACGUUAUACGACGCACACACAUUCGUGCGGGACACGUACGCACAUGUCGAGUUUCGAUAGAUGAAAUCGGUCAAAUUUGCGGAACAGAUGAUGAAAUUUACGAAGUUGGAAUACGACGACACAAUAUCUACUCAUAAGGAAACUCUCCUUGUCGCAUGCCGUACUACAGUUCUACGAUAUAUCCCCCCGUUUCACAAAAUGUAUUCCGUAACGGGAGGAACAGCUUCUCGAAGGGUCAGGGUGAGCUGUUUAUCAAUUAAAAAUGGGACCUCACAGCUGUAAAGAUUGCUUACACGCUAGGAUUAUGGCGUCCAAUGGAUACCCUACCGCUGGUUCAGCUGCAAAGCCCCUGGUACACCACUCACCACCCUGUGAGUCAGUGAAUUCCGGGGACGUCCAACCUUAUUGUUUUAUACGUCAUUUACAGCAAUGCCGUGGUUUGGGAUGGAUAUUGGUGGAACCUUGUCUAAAUUAGUGUACUUUGAACCUAAGGAUAGAACCAGGGACGAAGCUGAUGCUGAAGUAGAAACCUUGAAAAAUAUUCGACGAUAUCUUGUUAAAAAUUCAUCUUAUGGAAAAACUGGCCAUCGAGAUACCCACUUGCAGAUGGAUAAUGUCAGCAUAAGGGGUAGACGGGGUACUUUACAUUUCAUAAGAUUUCCCACUAGUGAAAUGGGAAACUUUCUAGCACUAGCCAAAUCAAAAGGAAUGGCUAAUCUGGUUACGACAGUCUGUGCUACUGGCGGAGGUGCUUUCAAAUUUGAAGAAAAUUUUAAACGGGAAGUUAAUAUGAGUUUAGCCAAGUUUGAUGAGCUAGAUAGUCUGAUAAGGGGUAUGUUGUACAUCGAAACAACAAAUCCCCAUGAAUGCUACUACUGGUUACAUCCGACAUGUGACAUUAGGUGUCGAAAAGUACCUUUCGACUUUUCUGAACCUUAUCCAUUUUUGGUUGUUAACGUUGGAUCUGGUGUGAGUGUAUUAGCAGUUUAUGGUCCCAAUAGUUAUAAAAGGAUAUCAGGAACAAGCUUAGGUGGUGGCACGUUUUUGGGUCUGUGCUGUUUACUCACUGGAUGUAACACGUUUGAAGAGGCUAUCGAUCUUGCAACUGGAGGAGAUAACACGAGAGUAGACAAAUUAAUUAAAGACAUCUAUGGUGGAGAUUACGACCGUUUUGGACUCCCGGGAGAUUUAGUUGCCAGCAGUUUUCUCGGUGUGUACAGUUUCGGGCAGAUGAAUUCCAAGGAACGACGAAAUGCUGUCUCCAAAGAAGAUCUUGCGCGCGCCACGCUUGUAACAAUUACCAACAACAUCGGCUCGAUCGCCCGCAUGUGUGCUGUCAAUGAAAAAAUUGAUAGGGUUGUAUUUGUUGGUAAUUUUUUGAGGGUAAACCCAAUCUCGAUGAAACUGUUAGCAUCUGCUAUGGAUUAUUGGUCAAAGGAUACCAUGAAGGCGUUGUUCUUAGAACAUGAGGGGUACUUCGGAGCAGUUGGUUGUUUAUUACAAUUUAAUGGCAAUACAAGUUAAUCAUGUCCUCCGGUCCGUGCCGUUACGUAAAGCAUUCCCGUGAAGAUCGAAUCUUGAUAACUAUCGCGUCUGGUCGCAUGUUAACGAAGAUUUGUAGAUGAUUUCUAUUUAUCGAAUUUAGCCUUUUAAUAAUAAUCUAAAGUCCGUAAGCAGAAAUCAGUAUUUUACUAUUAUUUAUUUUUGUUAUCGUUCUUACUUUAUUUUAGGGCUCUCUACACGUUCACGAAUAUGUAUAUAUGUAUAAUAUAUGCGCAAAUUGAGCAAAGAAAAACGUGCCACGCUAUUCGAUUCGCAGUCACAGCUCAUUGUUGACUUAUCACAAAACUAGCAGAUUUCAUAUAAUUAUUAAUAAUACAGUCUGUGGUUUCGAAUCAAUGGCUGCGCUUUCCUUUGUUCAUUCUGUACACUUAUCAAGUUUAUAUUAUACAAUCGUAUUGGAUAAAAUUUUCAGCAUGUAUUCAUAAAAGAGAUAAAAAAAAAAAAACCAUCAUAGAACGUCCAAGGCUCAGGGCACAAAUGUUUUAGUAAUACAAAAUCAGUUGUUGGACCAAACUGUACGUGAAAAGUGAAGAAUUAUUUAUCACAAUAUUUUACAAAAUAACUUACUUAAUAUUAUUUUUAAGUUGUUGAAUGAUAUUUGCAAGCCGUCGAUGCUAUAUCUGAGUUUCUCGUACGAUAUUUGAAGAAUCGGAAAUAUAGCUUGAAUUAUGAACUGAUAAUUCUUGCAAAAAAUCGUAACUUACUGAUAAUGAAUUUUAUCGUAAUACUGAUACGUAAGAUAUUGUACAGAUUAUGUAGAACAUUUUUAAAAAAUUCAAUCUUAUACUAACUCGUAUUUUAUUAGGUCUGGGAAUAGUCGUUCUUGCAUAAUAUUAUAUACAAAAGUAGUUCAAUACUGUUUUCUUUUCAUUUUGAUAGUUUUAUAUAACGGGAUACGUGUUGGUGAAUUUUAAUAUGCAUUACAUUAAACCUACAUUACACCAUAUAAGACAAUAUUUAGGUAACGCGAAUUGAAUUGCUUGAGGCUCUAGCUGGGAUAUACUUGCUCUGCCUUAAUUAUCUGUUAUUACACUGUUGAAAUAUGUACGUAUCGUAUGUACGUCGUUGAUAAAUCUCGACGCGUUAUUGUAUUUUAUUUUCACUAUGUAUGCGUGAUAGUAAUAAGCCUAACAAACUAUAAGAUUAGCAAAAUUGUGUUACGCUUUCUCAGAGAAAGACUUUAGAUAAAUCGUAUGUUUAUACGAGUGUCACGAAUCGAUUGUUUACCUUUUUUGAUCAAUGAACCGGAGAAAUUUAUUAAAUUAUUGUCAGUACCAACCAUAA